UCCCACCUUGACAUCGAGAGAGAUACGCACAUCGUUCAACGCCUACACUUAAUGCAUGCAUGAAAGCAACGCUAGAUAAAUCGCCGAAGAUGACGAUUUGAGCUUUGAUCAUGCCUCCCGAUCUUGAUGAUGUGCCGUCUUUGACGGAUGACAACACUACGUUCGACCUCAUUGCCCACAAGUCCAACGACCUUAUCCAAGCAAUUGCCUUCAACGCAUAUGGCGAUCGCUGUGCUACCGGUUCGGUGGAUGGUCAAAUCCGAAUCUUUAACCGCCGUAAGGAUGGAAUCUGGACAUUGUCUGACCUUUGGGGAGCUCAUCCAGGGGAGAUUCUCGAGCUCCAAUGGCUACCACCUACUGUCUACCCCAACAUUGUCGCGUCUCUUGGUAUAGAGGGUCGCUUCAAGAUGUGGGCAGAAGACGACACGGCUGCACCUGGCCGUAAAUUCAGCACCAAGAGCAACAAUCCUAAGGCAGCCCAUGAGACUAGAUCAAACAAGUCUCCUUACCGCUCCUUCUCGAUGAAGCACAACGAAGAGACCAGAUACACCUACUUCGCCUUUCUUUGUGCAGAUGGAAAACUCUCAGUUCACGAGGGUGAAGAGCCUGAGAAUUUGGCAGACUACUCGGAGAUUGACGACUUUCAGGCUCUCGCCAAGCCUAACCGUGGUGAGGAGACAUGCUUUCAGGUUCGCUUUGAUCCCAACCCAGAACCGUGCUACAAGGCCCUGAGAGCUGGUGUACCCACAGAUGCUUUGAGUCUCGUUGUUGCAGGAUUGAACACAGUCAAGAUCUUCCGUUCGAGAGACACCAUUUCUAGUUCGUUUGGUGCUGCUACCCGAGCCAGAGAGUUCUACCAGGCUGUCGAGAUAACUGGACAUAGGGGUCUGGUCCGUGAUGUUGCAUGGGCGCCUGGCAACUUCAGAGGCUACGACAUGAUUGCCACGGCUUGCCAAGAUGGAUUCGUCAGAGUUUUCCGGAUCGACACGCCAUACAAUAAGAAUGACGGCAAGUCAUGGUCCGUGGCAGACAUCACAGGCAAGGACAGGACGGAGUAUCAACCUUCAUCUUCAGCACAGAACAAACAUACUAGAGGUCAACCACAAGCGCAUUCAGGCAUAAGAGCUGAAAUCGACAAGUCGGGUAGCCAUGGUGAACGACUUAUUAAUGGUCAACCUGGACAGAUCGACCAUACCUAUCGUGAGCUCUCGAAGUUGGAGAGCCACCGCUCACCUGUGUGGAGAGUUGGGUUUGAUGAUGAUGGCCAGAUCUUGGGUAGUGUUGGUGAUGAGGGGAAGCUGAUGUGCUACCGUCAGAAAGCCGAUGGAACUUGGGCUAAGAGCUCAGAGUUAGGCAUGAUGAAACAGAGAUUGGUUGUUCCACAAAACCUGUCUGGCUAGAAGGCUUGAAGAACUACCCUUACCACGUAUUUAUAGGUCUAGAUGCUACCAACCAGUGAAUUGAUAUACCCACAUCGAAUACG
This is a messenger RNA of Truncatella angustata, 1483 nucleotides long. RefSeq names its product WD40-repeat-containing domain protein. Gene Ontology annotation, molecular function: protein binding; structural molecule activity. Gene Ontology annotation, biological process: positive regulation of TORC1 signaling; cellular response to amino acid starvation. Lineage: Eukaryota; Fungi; Ascomycota; Sordariomycetes; Amphisphaeriales; Sporocadaceae. The record is from RefSeq and is a predicted model, not a curated record. Gene Ontology annotation, cellular component: nuclear pore outer ring; Seh1-associated complex. Bases 111 to 1400 code for a protein of 429 amino acids. The transcript has 2 exons.